This is a messenger RNA of Aspergillus pseudonomiae, 432 nucleotides long. Its product is annotated as DIM1 family thioredoxin-like protein. Lineage: Eukaryota; Fungi; Ascomycota; Eurotiomycetes; Eurotiales; Aspergillaceae. The transcript is spliced from 5 exons. The coding region runs from base 1 to 432 and encodes 143 amino acids. The record is from RefSeq and is a predicted model, not a curated record. Gene Ontology annotation, biological process: mRNA splicing, via spliceosome. Gene Ontology annotation, cellular component: U4/U6 x U5 tri-snRNP complex; spliceosomal complex; U5 snRNP.
AUGGGUUCCGUCGUCCUGCCGCAUUUGCGUACCGCUUGGCACGUCGACCAGGCCAUUCUCUCUGAAGAAGAACGACUCGUAGUCAUUCGAUUUGGCCGCGACCAUGAUGUCGACUGCAUGCGCCAAGAUGAAGUUCUCUUCAAAAUCGCUGAGCGGGUCAAAAAUUUCGCCGUGAUUUACCUCUGCGACAUUGACGAGGUCCCUGAGUUCAACACCAUGUACGAACUCUUCGAUCCAAUGACCAUCAUGUUUUUCUAUAGAAACAAACACAUGAUGUGUGAUUUUGGUACCGGUAACAAUAACAAAUUGAACUGGGUGCUCGAGGAUAAGCAAGAAUUGAUCGAUAUUCUUGAGACGAUCUACAAGGGUGCCAAGAAGGGACGAGGUCUCGUGGUUAGCCCGAAGGAUUACUCGACGAGGUACCGGUACUGA